UUUUCUUCAUUACUGAUUGCAACUCUUCCGGAUUGAAAAUCAGUUCAAGUGUUUUGGUGCAAAUCUAGUUUUUUCACUGUAAGAAAGGUUACUUAUCUAUUAUAAACAGCUCCAAACCGAUUGGUUUUCCAUCGGCUUAAAGCGACGCAGUAAUGGGAUCAUUAAUCUACCCGGAAGUGUGAGGACUGAUGCUACAGUUUGCUGAACCAAACUCUCAUAGACCUGUUUUAUAACUUUUGAUUUUCAUUUUUUUUUUUUUUAAUACGAUGAGUGAACAUUUUAAAACGAUCUCCAGGGUUUUCCGGGACUUUGUCCCUGCCCUGAGCAGCGGGAUCGUCACGGUGUCCGUGUUGUCGUGCGGCUUGUUCGGCAUCACCACGUGUUUCAGCAUCACCGACGGGCUCUGCAGCAUCGGUGCGGGGGUUUUCCAGACCGGACACCUCCACAGGCUGGUUAUCUACCCCUUUUACCACCAGACCGCCGUCAGGCUCCUCCUGAACGUGUGUGCCCUGCUGCUGCUGUGCGGCAGCGUGGAGAAGAGCGUGGGCACGGUGCGGUUCCUGUUCCUCUUCCUGCUGUUGUCCUCCUGCACAGGCUGCACGUACAGCCUGCUGGAGCUGCUGCAGGACGGGGGAUCCCGCAGGGAUGCUGAGGGCCUGCUGCCCGCCACCCUGGCCUGCGUCUCCAUGACAACCACGCACACCAGGAUGAGCAAGGGCUUCCUGUGCGGGGUGAGUUUCCCCGCCAUGGCCCUGCCCUGGCUGCUGCUGCUGGUCUGCACGGCCCUGGUACCGGGCAGUGUCCUGCUCUGUAACGUGCUGGCCGUGCUGGCCGGCUGGGCCUGCGGGAGACUCUCCUACCUGGGCAUGUCCGAGUCCAGAGCCGCCCUGCUGGAGAAGAUGCUGCCCUUCAGGUUGUUGAAGCGCAUCAGUGGGGUCAUGUUCAUCCCUGCGGCCACGGAGGAGAGGAGGAAGACCCUGCUGCCUCACAUCAACCCCACUCCUGGGUCUUACCCCGUCCAGCAAUACGCCCCGAUGUCCAGCGUCAACACUGCCACCACAUACGAAGGCUGGCCCAACCUGGCCAGUACUGCAUCCCCUUCCCCGGCCCUCGGAGGGCAGCACGGACAUCUCCCACCUCACACCUUUGGCCAGAGUCAUGGACACAGUCAUGGACACGGUCACGGACACGGCUGCAACCACAGUCACGGACACGGUCACAGUCACGGCUGACCGCGGUAGCUCUGGCGUUGUUUGCUUGUCUCAUCGUACUUCAUUGUUAUAACUCCUGUGGACUGUUACAGCAUUUGUCGCAUAUAAAGUGAACUGUCUGCUUUUUACUUUGGUGAUGUUAAAGGGGACCUAUUAUGGCAUCUAAUACCUAUUUUAAACAGGCCUUGAAUGUCUUAAAAACAAGCUUUUGAUUGUUUUUGUUAAAUAAAUUAGAAAUUCAGCCUCUGGGCCAUGUCUUUAUCUUCCCAUUCUCUAACCUCAUUAUCUAUGCGGGAUUCUGAGUGGGCGGGGCUAUGAUAAUGAGGCUCUGUGCUGAUUGGCUGCCUCAAUGACGCGAUACACCGCUAUGAAAAAAUGGCGGAAGCUCUGGCCGGCGGAGUUAGUUGUGGGCGUGGUUUCACGCAUCGGAGGCUGACCUAUGUAAAUCGCUCCCGUCGUUACGUAACAACGGGAGCAGAAUCUGAACGGCUCGUAGAGCCACAUCACACUGGACGGCUCAUCCGGGCGGCUGUACAGACACUGCAGAAUUUGGUUGCUUUCCUCCUUCUCUGAGUUGGCAGGCUGAGGGGAGACCACUUUAUAUAUGUUAAAGCAAGAGAAAAUGUGUUUUUCAUAAUAGGUCCCCUUUAAAUGGACCUUUUCGAGGGCCGAAGAACAUAACCUCCUAUCUGGAAAACACAAAAAACUGUGUUGUUUUGUUGUAGAAUGCUAUUUUUUUUUAAUAAUACCUCUAUACAAAUGGGUGGAAAUAACGUACAGACAGGUUGAUUAGGUGCAGUCCACCUUGUGAUGUCAUCUAAAGUGAAAAACACCAGUCAGACAAUUUUGCAGAUAGGAGGUUAUGUUCUUCGGCCCUCGUUUUGCAACAUGUGACAUUUUCUAUCAUUAUUCAAGAUAUUUAACUUUUUUUUUUUUUUUUAAUCCAGUAAAUAACUUCUCAUGGAAACAUGGAAAAGGAUAAUUCUUUAAGAAAAGUUGCUUUGGGACAAACUAUUUCAAAAAGUUAGUGUACAGUUUCUCUUUCAUUUAAAGUAUUUAAAAUAUCAUAGCCUUGCAAGAACAAACUAAUAUCCUGAAUAUGUCUUAAUCAAAGCAGUUUUAAUAGCUGUAUUUCCAUUACCACCCAUUUAUGAGCCUUAAGUGUUGUUAGAGACAGACAAAACUUAAAUUGUCCUACUUUAAUGAACUCAAACUAUUAUCACAAUAAAUACUGUUCUUAAAUUGUAAAUACCAUCAUACUUUGAUUCAUAAUCAGUUUCCCUUCACUACUACAGGUAGGUAAACCUUUAGCGUGUGGGAAUGGUGCUGUUUAAAUUGUUUUACAACUUCAAUUGUUCAAUUGUAUAGACCUCCAAUUUAUAAAA
Molecule: messenger RNA, 2596 nt
Organism: Cololabis saira (Pacific saury)
Lineage: Eukaryota; Metazoa; Chordata; Actinopteri; Beloniformes; Belonidae
Product: rhomboid domain-containing protein 2-like
Exons: 2
Coding region: 267-1232 (321 amino acids)
Cellular component (GO): membrane
Molecular function (GO): serine-type endopeptidase activity
Source: RefSeq, a predicted model, not a curated record